ACAUGACGGACGCGCAAGGAUUAAGUUUGUGGAUUCGUCUUGAGAACGACCCAUCCCCUGAGGACGUCAACGUUCCACCUGAAUGCACGCAUUUGUCCCGCCUCGCGCAUCAUCUUAAACAGCAGUAUGAUAUACUCAAGGAUGUCAGGCAAAGCCAGAUCAAGUUUAUCCUCAAUGGUCAGCUUCAAAGGAUGGCUACUCGUCUCGACAGGAUUGAUACAACUGAUGAAAAGCCACUCGUUAUCCGAUUUCCACUCUCUGAUAAUAGAAUUUCUAUUCGCAUGUAUUCCGGCAGAAAUAGUAGAACAACGAUGAUCCCUCACUACACUGACAUGUGGGAAUGUACUCGUCAGUUCGCCAUGCAGGCAUUCGAAGUGUUAAAGUCAGAUUCCCCUGUGAAUUUCUGGUUUGUUGAUAACAAGACGUCAACAGAAAUCACAAACGAAUUUCA
Paraglomus occultum is the source of this 451-nucleotide messenger RNA. NCBI's taxonomy places the organism in Eukaryota, Fungi, Glomeromycota, Glomeromycetes, Paraglomerales, Paraglomeraceae. The record is from the annotation of a GenBank genome assembly.